Molecule: messenger RNA, 660 nt
Organism: Schizophyllum commune H4-8
Lineage: Eukaryota; Fungi; Basidiomycota; Agaricomycetes; Agaricales; Schizophyllaceae
Exons: 3
Coding region: 1-660 (219 amino acids)
Source: RefSeq, a predicted model, not a curated record
AUGAAUACCAGUCCUGAUCCAACCCCAGGUAUCACCCAGACGAGAAAGUUCACGUGGGCCCGCAAGCAUUGGGCAUCAGCAGAGACGGAAGCGGCAGAACAACAUCUGAAGGUUGCGGUACGUCUGAUCUUCGUUCAGUACGAGAUAGCUGAGUCAUCCUCGAUUCUCGAAAGGAAGGACAUGCGUCGGGAAGCUGCUAGGUCGGAUGUGUCCGGCGGGCGAGAACCUGCUGUGAAGUCGUCGUCCUCGGCUCGUGCGCAGGGCGGCGGGUUGUCAGGUCUUGAGGGCUGGUUCGCCGAAGCAUCCUCAAAUGCCUCACCGAUUGCCCACGAGGCCCAAGAUUUUGAGGACGUGUUGAAGGAGUUCGAGCAGUGGGUAAAGCGGGGUAUCAUUGAGAAUCGGAAUCAACGUGCCAAUCCCGACCUUGUGCGCUCUUUGAAUACUGAUGUCUUCCGUCGCGCGAAAUCUCUCGCUGAACAUGAUGGAGACAUGACAAUUGCUCCACUCCCUCACGAGGAGCGCAUGUCCUUUACCGUCGGCUUGCUUGUUCGCGAGGAACUCGAGACCAUUGAGAUUGAGCCGACCCUGUACUACGAAUUACUCACUACCGGUCGCUACGACGAGCUCGUGCUGCUGCUUCAAACUGCAGACACGAAGUAG